Telopea speciosissima is the source of this 3355-nucleotide messenger RNA. RefSeq names its product retinoblastoma-related protein. Bases 70 to 3117 code for a protein of 1015 amino acids. Gene Ontology annotation, molecular function: RNA polymerase II transcription regulatory region sequence-specific DNA binding. Lineage: Eukaryota; Viridiplantae; Streptophyta; Magnoliopsida; Proteales; Proteaceae. The record is from RefSeq and is a predicted model, not a curated record. Gene Ontology annotation, cellular component: transcription regulator complex; nucleus; chromatin. Gene Ontology annotation, biological process: regulation of transcription by RNA polymerase II; cell differentiation; negative regulation of G1/S transition of mitotic cell cycle. The transcript is spliced from 18 exons.
AGAUGCAGAGAGAUAGAUAGAGAGAGAGAGAGCUAGUCUGAAUCUAUCUGCCUAACUGUGGUGAAAAAAAUGGAAGACCUUAAACCCAUGAAUUCUACGGCUAAUUUGCAUUCCGAUGACAGUGGUGGCAUGGAAGCUCGUUUUACAGAGCUCUGCAAGAGUGGAUUAUCACUGGACGGAUACACGCUUACAAAGGCUACGGAAUUGUUCAAAGAAAGCAAGCACCUUCUGUUAGCAAACAUUUCAGCCGUUGGGAGUGGAACGCCGGAAGAAAUUGAACGAUUUUGGUUUGCCUUCAUUCUGUACUCUGUGAAGAGACUGGGUGAAGGGAACGCUGGGAAAGCGAAGCAGGAGAGCGAUGAAGAUGGAUUUACUCUAUGCCAGAUGUUAAGAGUUGCUAAGCUGAAUGUUGUUGAUUUUUUUAAAGAGAUGCCACAGUUCUUUCUCAAGGUUGGUCCAAUUCUGAGUAAUCACUAUGGUGCGGAUUGGGAGAAGAGACUUGAGGCAAAGGAGUUGCAGGCCAAUUUUGUGCACUUGAGCCUUCUAAGCAAGUACUACAAACGUGCUUAUAGAGAGUUUUUCCUGACAAGAGAGGAAAGUGAAGGUAAGCAGAUAUCUACAAGCUAUGUGUCAGAUUAUCAUCGGUUUGGAUGGUUGCUGUUCUUGGCACUCCGUGUCCAUGCUUUCAGCCGGUUCAAGGACCUUGUGACUUGUACAAAUGGAUUGGUUGCUAUAUUGGCUAUCUUGAUUCUUCACAUACCUGUACGCUUGAGGAAUUUUUCUAUCCAUGAUUGCCCUCGAUUCGUUAGAAAAGGAAACAAAGGUGUGGACCUUCUUGCAUCUCUUUGCAACAUUUAUGAUACCUCAGAAGAUGAGUUGAGGAGAACAAUGGACAAAGCCAAUAAUUUAAUAGUGGAUAUUUUGAAGAAAAACCCCACUAUGGCAUCAGAAUGUAAAUCUGAGAAUCUAGCAAAUAUUGAUACAGAUGGAUUGACAUAUUUUGAAGAUCUAAUGGAGGAGUCUUCUCUGUCAUCAAGUUUAAUCAUUCUAGAGAAAGAUUAUGAUGAUGCAAUACGUAAUAAGGGUGAACUGGAUGAGAGGAUGUUUGUUAACCAGGAUGACAGUUUACUGGGUACAGGGAGCUUGUCAGGGGGUGCAGUGAAUAUCUGUGGUUUCAAGCGGAAGUUUGAUUCUAUGACAUCCCCAUCAAAGACUAUAACUAGUCCACUUUCUCCUCCACGCUCUCCUGCUGCGUCAUCUGCAAAUGUUAGUAAUAUUGGUGUUUUGAAGAUGGCACCUACGCCAGUAAGCACAGCAAUGACAACUGCAAAGUGGCUCAGAACCGUCAUUUCUCAACUUCCUUCAACUCCCUCAGCAGAACUGCAGCGCUUUCUUUCAUCCUGUGAUAGGGAUGUAACUAAUGAUGUAACACGGCGGGCCCACUUAAUAUUGGAGGCCAUCUUCCCAAGUAGUUCUCUGGCAGAACGGCCUGGUACUGGAAGUCUUCCAAGUGCCAAUCUGAUGGACAGCAUAUGGGCACAAGAGAGAAGAAUGGAAGCUUUGAAGUUAUACUAUAGGGUUUUGGAAGCAAUGUGUACUGCAGAAUCUCAAAUAUUGCAUGCUUGUAACUUAACCUCGUUGUUAACCAAUGAGAGGUUUCAUAGAUGCAUGCUUGCAUGUUCGGCAGAACUGGUAUUAGCUACACACAAGACAGUUACCAUGUUGUUUCCUGCAGUCUUGGAGAGGACUGGCAUUACAGCUUUUGAUUUGAGCAAAGUGAUUGAGAGUUUCAUUAGACAUGAAGAGUCUCUUCCGAGAGAGUUGAGGCGACAUCUUAAUUCUUUGGAAGAAAGACUGUUGGAGAGCAUGGUCUGGGAGAAGGGUUCCUCAAUGUACAAUUCUCUAACUGUUGCAAGGCCAGCCCUUUCUGCAGAAAUAAUCCGAAUGGGGUUAUUAGCAGAACCCAUGCCAUCAUUGGAUGCAAUUGCGAUGCUCAAUAAUAUCUCCUGUGGAGGUUUGCCCCCUCUGCCUUCUUUACAGAAGCAUGAAACUUCAUCAGGUCAGAAUGGGGACAUCCGGUCUCCAAAAAGAGCAUGUAGUGAUUAUCGUAAUGUUUUGGUAGAACGCAAUUCCUUCACAUCGCCUGUGAAGGAACGUCUGCUAGCCUUCAACAGUCUAAAAUCAAAGUUACCACCACCUCUACAAUCUGCUUUUGCCAGUCCGACUCGGCCAAAUCCAGGAGGAGGAGAGGAGACAUGUGCUGAGACAGGGAUCAAUGUUUUCUUUAGUAAGAUUGUAAAGUUAGCAGCUGUCAGAAUCAAUGGCUUGGUUGAAAGAUUACAACUGUCUCAACAAAUAAGGGAGAGUGUUUACUGUCUUGUACAACAAAUCCUUAAUCAACGGACAACUCUUUUCUUUAAUAGGCACAUUGACCAGAUCAUCCUCUGUAGUCUCUAUGGAGUUGCAAAGAUCUCUCAAUUAAACCUGACCUUUAAGGAAAUCAUUUACAAUUAUAGGAAGCAACCCCAAUGUAAAACUCAAGUUUUUCGCAGUGUAUUUGUCGAAUGGUCAUCAACACGCCGUUGUGGGAAAAUGGAGCAGGAGCAUGUUGAUAUUAUCACAUUUUAUAAUGAAGUAUUUAUUCCGGCUGUAAAGCCUCUGCUGGUGGAGCUUGGUCCUGCUGGUGCAACACCAAAAGCUAACCGGGUCCCUGAAGUUAACAAUAAUGCUGAUGGUCAAUGUCCUGGUUCACCUCGGUUAACUCAAUUCCCAAGUCUUCCUGAUAUGUCCCCGAAGAAAGUGUCUGCAGCACAUAAUGUCUAUGUCUCUCCGCUGCGGUCAUCAAAGAUGGAUGCUCUCAUCUCACACAGCUCUAAAAGCUAUUAUGCAUGCGUAGGAGAGAGCACUCAUGCUUAUCAAAGCCCUUCCAAGGACCUGACUGCAAUUAAUAAUCGUUUAAAUGGCACCCGGAAUGUCUUCAGAGGUGCACUCUUUGGUGAUGACAAAGUCGGCUUGGUAAGUGACUCUCUUGUAAUGGGCAGCUUUCACUUCCAGAAUGGCAGUUGUGCCUCAUCUUCAGGUGCUGCUACCUUGAAAUCUGAGCAACCUGACAGCUAACCGUAUUCAGGGUUUUCCCUUGUAUGUAAAUCAACUCUUUUUUUUUCCCCUUCCACCUAAUCUAUACCCUCUUGCACAAGUUGAAGUGCUGUGUAUGAGUGGCAGUCUGCUAUAGAAAGGCCGCUACCACCCUAGUAAGUGCUUCGUGUGUCAGAUCUUGAGCUUCUUCUCAAGAGUUCAACAAGGUAUGCUUCUGACUAAACUAAAUUAAUAAAAUCUUUUUUAUUGCUUGCUGUCA